This is a messenger RNA of Emiliania huxleyi CCMP1516, 1035 nucleotides long. RefSeq lists its product as hypothetical. Lineage: Eukaryota; Haptophyta; Isochrysidales; Noelaerhabdaceae. The transcript is spliced from 4 exons. Bases 1 to 1035 code for a protein of 344 amino acids. The record is from RefSeq and is a predicted model, not a curated record.
AUGGUCCUCGCCUCCCUGGUGUGGCGCGCCUCUGCUGUGCACUCCGUCCCAAUUAAAAUCCGCUCUCAAGUCGCUCUCACAGCAGCGGAAGGGUCCCUCGAGCCGGAGGAGCUGGAGGCUCUCUCGGGUGUGUGGAAAGCUGAGCUUCGUCUCGACGACGGGGAUCGAACGCUGACGUGGCGGCUCGCCGCCAGCGGGAGAGUGCGUGGCCUCGAUGAGAAUGAAGAGGGAGUCUGGUGGGCUGAUAGCGCUCCGACUGAAUCUGCACAGCAGCGCGUGACCGUCUCGCUGCGGGUGAGAGAUUGGACCAUCCUCGCUGUCGGCGAGCGCACGGGCCUGCGGUGCACACAGCUUGGUGGCGCCGUCCUCGAGGGUGCAGAGGACCCGUGCCACGUCGGCGAGUGCGACCUGACCCUCGCGCUCGCCGACAUCGGCUCGGAUGGCCUCGGGGACCUUGAGGCGUGCUCCCCGCGGCCAUUCGCGCGGCUCGAGCGGCGGCGGAGCGCGCGGCCGGCACGACCGGCCACCUUUGCCAAGCGCGCAUUUGUCGGCCGGUGGCGAAUGCUCAUCGACAUGGAAGGAGGCGCUCCUCUCUCGUACGCCGUGGUGCUGCGGCCGGGCGGCACCUUCCGGACCGUCGGGGGAGGCGAGGGCGAGGCAGCCGUGCUCGGAGGCCGGUGGGCGGUGUGGGGCCGCGGCAUGGCAAAGGGCGUCGCAGAGUGGGGCGUGCUCCCCGAGGGGACCCACCUCUGGAUGCGGGUCGAGCGCGACGCCUCCACCUCGACGCUCGCAGGCAUCGGCGGCCUCGCAGGCGUCCACGAGAGCUUCUCCCUCUGGAGCGAGCCCUCACUCUCAUCGCCCGCCUCGGAGCUCGCAGCGCUCGCGGGCGCCUACUCGAGUAGCGCGGGCGAGCGGGGAGCGAGCGUCGCGAGCUGCAGCGGCGCCGCCUACUUUGGCACGGCGAGCAACGAGUACUACAGGGCUGGCCGCUGCUCGAUGAUCCGCGAGGAGGAGGCAGAGGCGGGGCGGGGGUGA